This is a messenger RNA of Mya arenaria, 1273 nucleotides long. RefSeq lists its product as uncharacterized. The coding region runs from base 49 to 1020 and encodes 323 amino acids. The record is from RefSeq and is a predicted model, not a curated record. The transcript has a single exon. Lineage: Eukaryota; Metazoa; Mollusca; Bivalvia; Myida; Myidae.
UGGAGAAAUUAUAAUCUGGUUUAAUCAAGUGAAAGUUGUUGAAAUACAAUGCCAAAAAGACAGGGGACAUUGGCCAGAGGCCCAGGUACAAGAAAAAGAAAGCAACACACUCCAGUUCAGGAUUUGGAGGAACCAGAUCUUGUGGCAGAUGCUGGUAAGGGAAAUAGCAAUAUCAUAGAUUUUGAGGAAAUUAUCAAUAUGUCAAACAUCUUGCCAAUUGCAAACAAUGUUAGCCUGCCAGGGUGUGGCUCCCCCCAAGAGGCAACUGUCUCUGCUCCUCCAGAUAAUCUCCCAAACCCAAAUUGUGAGGUUAGUAUUCCUCAACUUAGAUUAGCUGAUGAAGAGCUCGCUGCUCACAUUCCUGUGUCAAUAAAACAGCAAAUUUACAGGGGAGAAUAUGUGAACUUAGCCCUGCUCCUGAAAGGAGCUAUAGAGCUCACAGAAAUUUGCAGUGGCAGUGUACUUAAAUUGAACCCAGACGGAACAAUUGAAUCUAAGCCAAAACAGUGCAAAGACCGAAUUACAUCAAUAGAGAAAUGGACAGAUGCAUUUAUAUUUUUUUCAUCAAUUUACUGCUCUAAAUUUCCAGCCCAAAACCUCCAGUUGUUACAUUAUAUGUACAGCAUCCGAGAAUGUGCAGCUCACCAGGGUGAGGACACUUGGCUCACCUAUGAUGAACAAUUUAGGCUCAGACAGGCACAAAGCCCUACGUCAUGGGCGGACAUUAACAAUGAUCUCUGGUGGCGUUGCAUCCUUGUGCGCAACAAUGCACAAGUAAUCCCACAGGGUCAGGGCAAACUUAGGUACACUUGCAAUGCCUACAACAGCAACUCCUGCAGGUGGCCCAACUGCAAGUUUUCACAUGCAUGCUCCUCCUGUGGCGCACGCCAUCCACAGAUAGCCUGCCCCUUAAAACAAAACAUAGGACAACAAGCGUCUCCCCCAACCCAUAAUUUUCGUAGGCAACCUUUUACAAGGAUGCCAAGAGGCAGGGGCCAUGAGUUUAACACCAAAUACUAGUUUCUGUAAAAAAUCCUCAGUCAACACAAGUUUGGCAACAUCACCUGUAAAUAUUGAUACUCCGAUCAAAUUCUCUGAAAGUUACGAUCCCCAAGCAACAAAAUUUUUAAUUGAAGGAUUCAAAGAAGGAUUUCUCUUACAAUAUUUUGGCCCUAGAGUUGGUCGCGAUGCAAAAAAUCUACAGUCUGCAGUGGCCAACCCGGAAAUUUUGCAAUCAAAAAUAGAAAAAGAGGUCAAAGAAGGCCGGGUCGCA